Aspergillus viridinutans is the source of this 1047-nucleotide messenger RNA. RefSeq lists its product as uncharacterized. Bases 1 to 1047 code for a protein of 348 amino acids. The record is from RefSeq and is a predicted model, not a curated record. The transcript is spliced from 2 exons. NCBI's taxonomy places the organism in Eukaryota, Fungi, Ascomycota, Eurotiomycetes, Eurotiales, Aspergillaceae.
AUGGCCAGGCUGGUGCGAUCAAAGAAGAAUGCUGCAAGGGCAGAAAGUGACAAUGCUGACCCGGAGACGCUUGCGUCACCUCCGUUAGGUUCUCCGAGACCCCCUCGUGUCAGCUUACCUCAUGUGGAAACCCAGUUGAAUAUGCAUCAGUACAAUGGUUUAUUCGAUGUCAGCUCAUCUGAAUGCCAAAAGGCAACUAUAGCCGUAGAGACUUCUCCGGAUUCCACAUCCGCGAGCCCACGUACUGCCUCGAAUUUUCCGAGCGGCGAUGCUCCUACCGCCGAAUGGUCCUCAGCCGUUGGCCAUGCGGCCACAGGCAAAUCUGGCCGUGUCAUCCAUAACCUUCAAGAAGAAAUCGCACGUUUGACUCGCGAAUGCAGUGUGUAUCGCUCACGGGCGGAAGAAACUCAGCGGAUGAACGAUGCUUUUAAGAUGCAGGUACAGAACAUGACCGAGCGUCUUCGGAAUCUUGAGCAGGCCAACGAAACGAAUCUACAUUCGAUCCGGCGCAAGGACAAGAAAAUUGAGGAGUUACGGACCGAAAUACAGAGCGAGAAGGAAAGACGACGUCGAGCAGAAGGAGAGACCGAUAAGUUCCAGCAACUGAUGAACGAGGCUCGUGAUGAAUUCCAUCGAAAAUGCGCGGAGCUACAAGAGAUUGCCAAUCACUCUCGGACACAGUACGACGUGCUUGCGAAGGCCGGACAACGUGAACGCGCAGAUCAGCAGAGGAAACUCAAAGCGAUACGGGAUGAUUUCCUCACUUUGAAAGCAGAACAUGAAAAGAGAGACGUACAGCUAGAACGCCUGGAUGCGGUCAUGGCGCAGAAAAAUCGCGAAAUCGAGAUAGGUAGAGAGAGAUUUGAUCAGCUCUUCGAGGACUACGAAGCAUACAAAAAGGCUCACGACGAGGAGGUGCGGGCCUUGAUCGAAAGGAACUAUCAAGGCGCAGCCAACAUUGAUAGUGCUCUCGCCUCUCUCAAGGCGACCGAAGAGAAAAUGAAAUGGGCUAUCCAAGUCAAGAACGAGAUUAAAGAUGCCCGAUGA